UCUGCUCCACCUCCUCCCCAUCUCCAUCACCGGCGUCCUGAGCUCUGCAUCCCUCUGCUGAGGACUCGUCACUGCAGCCGGGGCUGUGACAGCAGCUUCAGCAUCAUCCCCUCACCCGCCUCUGAUGCAUCCUCGAAAGCAUCGUUUUCUCACAAGCAUCCCAGCACCUCUGAGCUGCACACACCCCCUCUCUCGCCCAUCUCUCUCCUCCAGCAUCCGUGUAUCGCCAAAGACAACCAGGCAGUUAAAUCCCGGGCUAGAUUACCCUGCUGCAUCCCCCUCUUCCCUUCUGCUCGGCUGGGCUUGCCAUCGCAACAGUCUCCCCUCUCCCUUCCUCUUCAGCAUCAUCCGCUCUCCUCUUCACCAUUCAGUGAAAAAAGCAGGCAAGCUGUCUCUUUUUCCUGCAAAUGUGUCCAUUGGGUGGGCAGCUGGGUUACCGCUGUCCCUUUGGAGGAUGAUCCUGUGGAUGAAGACAGAAGAGAUGGCCGUUGGGGAGCUGCUGGAGAGACUGAGGACUGUCACUCGGAGCAUAGAUGAGAUCAUGCAGCUGGACAGCAGUCCCAUCCGAGCUGCGGACAUCACCCCCGACCUCAAGAAGCAGUUUGCCAUCCUUUCAGGAGGAAGAGGGGAUACCGGCAGCCCCAUCAUUGUAUUCCCAGAAUUCCCUGCGUUUGGAGAGAUCACGGACGGAGAGUUUCACAACGUGCUGACCUACCUGACCAGCGUGCCCAGUUUGUCUUCGACGGGAGUGGGUUUCAUUCUGGUUAUUGAUCGCCGGCAAGACCGAUGGGCAGCCGUGAAGGGGACCCUGCUUCGAAUCGCAGGCUCCUUCCCAGGGAACCUCCAGCUGGUUCUGGUUCUGAGGCCCACCGCCCUCCUGCAGCGAACACUCUCAGACAUCCUCUUCAAGUUCAACAAGGAUGAGUUCAAGAUGAAGGUGCCGGUGAUCAUGCUGAGCUCCAUCACUGAUCUGCACACCUACAUCGACCGCUCUCAGUUGACCCUGGAGCUCGGAGGAACGCAGCACUACUGCCAUGAGAAGUGGAUAUCUCACCGCACUGCUAUAGAAGGCUUUGCGUUGAUGGUAAAGAAAACAGCUCAGAUCCUGCAGUCGUUUGGGACCGAGCUGGCUGAAACUGAACUCCCCAAUGAAAUCCAGGCCACAACCGUCCUGCUGAGCACACACACCAACAAGAAAGACAAAAUGAAGGGGGAUCUGCUGGUGGCUCUGGGUCAGGGUCGCAGGCUGCUGGAGAGCAUCAAUGAACCGGUGGUGCGAGACCCCGACCACAACAUGAACCAGGACGAACUGGAGAACCUGGCUACAGUGCAACGACUGUUGUCUCAGCUGGACGAGACAGAAAGGGCUUUCGAUGAGUUCUGGGUGAGGCAUCAAACCAAACUGGAGCAGUGUCUCCAACUGCGCCACUUUGAGCACAACUACAGAGAGGUCAGGGCUCUGCUGGAUCAGGUGUCUGAGAAACUCUCAACCUUCUCUGAGGUGGGGAUCAGCCCGGCCCACGCUGAACACAUCUUCUGUGAACUCACCACGUAUGAGGAGAGAGUCUGUGACGGGUUGAACAGAGCCUCGUCGUUGGCCCGUGAGGGAGAUGAGCUGAUCCAGAACUCACACUACGCCGAGGACUCCAUUCAGCCCAAAUGCAGCGAGCUCAGAGCGAUCAGUGAGAAUGUGAGCAGCAGCCUGAGGGACAGGAAGGAGCACCUCGUCAAAGCCAUGGAGCUGCACCGCAGUUUGGAGAGAGCGUCUAAAUGGGUCGAUGAUGGUAUUUACAUGCUGGCGUCUCAGCCUGUGGACAAGUGUCAAUCACACGAGGGGGCAGAGUUAGCCCUGAAGGAGCUGGAGCGUUACCUUGACGAUGCAGGCCAGAACCAACUGACGGAACUCGGUAACAUCUGGACCGAGUUCGAGGCGGUGCUGAACCCGCAGUUUAAAGACCAAGUGGAGAAGGUUUUCCAGAAGCAGACGUCCAUGCAGGAGAUGUUUGACAAGAGGAGGGUCAGCCUGAAGAAGCUCGCAGCCAAACAGACCCGGCCGGUGCAGCCGGUGGCCCCCAGACCCGAAGCCUUCAUCAAAUCCCCUCUCAGCUCCCCCGCACACAGAGCUCCGCAGGAGAAAAAGUGUUCAGAGACAGACUCUGAGAACAUCUGUGAGAAAGAAAACGACCAACUGCAGAACGGAGACGGUAACAUCAGACAUGCCUCUCUAUCGGAGGAGGAGGAGAACCUGGCGGUGCUCAGGAGGCACGUUAUGAACGAGCUGCUGGAAACUGAGAGAGCCUACGUUGAGGAGCUGCUCUGUGUCUUACAGGGAUAUGCCUCAGAGAUGGAUAAUGCAGCCAUGGCUCCCCUCAUCCCCGCUCCUUUGCAGAACAAGAAGGAUGUUCUGUUUGGCAACAUGCCAGAAAUCUACCAAUUCCACAAGAGGACGUUUCUGAGGGAGUUGGAGCAGUACACCGACUGCCCAGAGUUGGUUGGAAGAUGUUUUCUUGAAAGGAUGACAGACCUGCAGAUCUAUGAGAAGUACUGCCACAACAAGCCUCGCUCUGAGAGCCUGUGGAGGCAGUGCUCAGACUGUGCCUUCUUCCAGGAGUGUCAGAAGAAGCUGGAGCAUAAACUUGGAUUAGAUUCCUACCUGCUGAAGCCUGUUCAGAGGAUUACCAAAUAUCAGCUGCUCCUGAAGGAAAUGCUGAAGUACAGUAAGAGCUGUGAGGGGGCUGACGACCUGCAGGCGGCGCUCACCUCCAUCCUCGGCAUCCUGAAGGCCGUCAAUGACUCCAUGCACCUCAUCGCCAUCACAGGAUAUGAGGGGAACAAGAGUGAGCUGGGGAAGCUGCUGAUGCAGGGAUCAUUCAGCGUGUGGACGGAGCACAAGAAAGGUCACGCCAAGGUCAAGGAUCUGGCCCGUUUCAAGCCCAUGCAGAGGCACCUCUUCCUCCACCAGAAGACGCUGCUCUUCUGCAAGAGGAGGGAGGAGAACGGGGAGGGCUACGAGAAGGCCCCCUCAUACAGCUUCAAACAGUCCCUCAAUAUGAGUGCGGUCGGCAUUACUGAGAAUGCAAAGGGAGACAACAAGAAGUUUGAAAUCUGGUGCAACUCCAGAGAAGAGGUGUAUAUUGUUCAGGCUCCGACGGCAGAAGUAAAAACCACCUGGGUGAAUGAGAUCAGGAAGGUGCUGACCACCCAGCUGGAAGCAUGCAGAGGUACACAAUCGGUUUUAUUACCAACGAGCCAGCAGAGGGCGCCAGAUCAGGUUGUACAGUCUCCUGCUCUCAGUGGAUCAGUAAAUCUCAGUCCAUUCAAGUCCGGUCAGAAGAGCUUAAAGAGAGGAGAGGAGAAGAAAGCUGAGCCCUGCAGCCUGGAGGCAAACUGUUCCUCCUCACCAAAGCCUACAGGAAAAGAAGAGGCUGUGACAAGCCCGACCUCAGACCGAGCUGCUGUGGCUAAAAAGCGCUUUACUUUACAGGGCUUCAGUAACCUCAAAGCUCAGAAAGAGCCUUCUGAUGAUAAAAGCUUUACGUUACCAUCCAUGAUGAUCUUCCUGUCCUCAGCAGGUUCUCCUACGAGCCCCGAUCACAAGACGAAACGGCAGAGCGACCCGACGCCAUUCGGCUUCAAAGGCUGGAACAAAACCUCCCUGUCGCUGGACGCCUCAGAGGAGCGUGACGGAUACUCCAGCGCUGAGGAGCCUCUGAACUCUGACCCAGAGGAGGACACCGGCAAGAAGCUGACUGCUGGCAAAUAUACAGUGACUGCUGACUAUGAGCAGGGCGGCGCUGAAGAGCUCUCAUUGAAGAGCGGAGACAUGGUGGAGCUGGUCAAGGAGGGGGAAGACGGACAGUGGUUGGUGCGUAACCUGAGCAGCUCCACAGAGGGCUGGAUCGCUGCUGCUAGUCUCAUCACACUCAUUGGAAAGUCCAAGUCCUGCCAGUCUCUCACCAGCUCAGAAGGCAGUGGCUCUGGAAACCUCAGCACGUCGUCCAGCUGCAGUGAAACCUACACAAGCUUCCCGGACAUCAAACCCUGAACUCCUGCACUUCCUCCUCACCAGACUGCCCUCGUGAAUGCUUGCAUCUGUGCUGUGUUGCCAACAUCAGAAGAAUUCUUGUAAUUUGUUUCCACAGAAAGCUGUAUAUUUUUUUUAAACAUCAUGCACACACCAAUUCUUAAGAUAAUGUUGUACAUGUGCACAUGUUAGGGACGUGAAUUGUGUGGUGAAGAAACUGAAUAUAUCAAAACAUCACAGACACAGUAAGUAUAGUCAAAGGAUCUUCCUCCAGUCAUACACUUCCUGUCUGUUUUUUUCGAAUGAAGAACCCUCUGUUCAUAAUGUAAUGAUGUAUGAAUGGGCCAGCAGGACUGAUCUCAGUUAAUGCAUCCAUGUGUGUUCCCAAGUGGGGAAAGAUGUGUGAUUAUAUGCAGAUGACAGAGUUGUCUUUGUGUAAUCUGCAGUAAUUCACCCAGGCAGGAGUAUAUAAAUCCACUGUUAAAUAAAACAGGAGAGAGAUAAAUGCAGCUGGUUUAGCUUGAAUGGAUGUUUUCUCAGUGUCUACUCACCCUCUCCUCUGCUUUGCCCUUUAAUAUAUGUUUAUUUAUUUUUACGAAACAACAAAGCCCACUUGUAUUUAGUCACUUUAUAAUUUUCCUGCUUCUCUUACUGUCUUUUUACUCUGUUGGCUGUCCCUCUGUUGUCAUUAGAAACCUGUUCUGCCACCAGCUGCCCAGACUUUGUGUUUUUGGGGUCUCUUACGGCCUCAUGGUCUAACUCUGUGAGUUUUCAUGUACGCUACAGUUUAAAAAAAAGCUUCUCCAUGUGGAUAAUCAGAGGUCACUGUAAAGCGCUAACUUAUUCCCCGUGGAGGGAUCACGUUCUGAAUGUAGAUAUUGUUCAUUACUUUCCGUCUGUCAUGAAAUGUUUGUUAUUUGAGAUGCUAUAUUGUACAUUAAGUAUGGUGCGUCACUUUGUGACUUGUCAAUUUUUUUUUUACAUAAACGACUUAUGAUGAAUCAG
Messenger RNA from Trematomus bernacchii (emerald rockcod), 5029 nucleotides. RefSeq names its product mcf.2 cell line derived transforming sequence-like b (gene mcf2lb). The record is from RefSeq and is a predicted model, not a curated record. The transcript has 33 exons. Gene Ontology annotation, molecular function: protein binding; guanyl-nucleotide exchange factor activity. NCBI's taxonomy places the organism in Eukaryota, Metazoa, Chordata, Actinopteri, Perciformes, Nototheniidae. Gene Ontology annotation, cellular component: cytoplasm; extrinsic component of membrane. Bases 125 to 4045 code for a protein of 1306 amino acids. Gene Ontology annotation, biological process: intracellular signal transduction; positive regulation of Rho protein signal transduction.